AUGCCGGUCGUUGCUACAUCAACAUCUGAUUCUCAGUCAUUAGUCGUUCAAUCGACGUUUGGUGAUGAUACAUCAAGAGUGGCGAGAGAUUCAACUGCUAAAAUGAGUCAUUUAAUGUCGAGAUUAAGUUCAAUUCAUGUUGAUUGUUUUCUACGUGAGAAAAACGAGGAGAUUAACGAACGAACACGUUUGGCUGUACAGAAAAUUAUCGAUGAUACACAUCUUGAACACGAACGAUUAUUACAAAAAUUUCUUGAACAUCAAAUACACACUGAAAUUAAUCAUAAAACAAAAUUAAUAUUAGAGAAAUAUUUAGGAGAAAUCGAAAAGACAACAAAAAUUCAAACAUUAUCUCCAAUUGAAAACAUUCAUCAACAAGAUAAUAUUGAAAAUGGGUACAAAUUGAAAAUUGGAAAUUCUUCAACAAUGAAAAGUGAAUCAUUGCUCGAUUUAGAGAAAUAUUUAAAUGAUUGUCAAGAUACACUUUUAAUAUCGGCAGGAAAACGCAUCGUUCGUAUAAAUGAAGAAGAAAUGGAAUUGAAAAUAUUGGCUUUGAAACAAGCUCAAUUGGCAGCUAAUGCAGAAAUCAAGAAAAUUAUUGCUCAGGUGGGCCAUGAUGUUCAAGAUGCUCAUGAUGCUCUCACUCGUCACUUAUAA
Molecule: messenger RNA, 657 nt
Organism: Didymodactylos carnosus
Lineage: Eukaryota; Metazoa; Rotifera; Eurotatoria; Philodinida; Philodinidae
Source: the annotation of a GenBank genome assembly